Jatropha curcas is the source of this 3762-nucleotide messenger RNA. RefSeq names its product ARM repeat superfamily protein (gene MET18). The record is from RefSeq and is a predicted model, not a curated record. Lineage: Eukaryota; Viridiplantae; Streptophyta; Magnoliopsida; Malpighiales; Euphorbiaceae. Gene Ontology annotation, cellular component: cytosolic [4Fe-4S] assembly targeting complex.
UGUCUUUGCUGUCUUGCUAUGUCAAGAGCUUAAAUUGUUAAACCCUCCUUUAUUGUCUUUGAAACUCACAAAACCCUAAACUCACUGUAUUGAUAAAGAAUGGCAGAACCGAGUAAGCUGACUCAGCAUAUCGAAUCAUACGUAGACUCGUCUCGCUCCUCAACUCAGCAGGCUGCAAGUUUGGACGCCAUUGUUUCCCUCCUGAAGAAUGAUGCAGUAACUAUAGGAUCAUUGGUAAAGGAAAUGGACUUGUAUUUGACUACAACAGAUGACAUAUUACGUGCAAGAGGUAUCCUUCUGCUUGGAGAAGCACUUGUGCGUCUUUCGUCAAAGACACUAGACAAUGCGACCAUACAUAGCUUGAUAACAUUCUUUGCAGAGCGAUUGGCAGAUUGGAGAGCUUUACGUGGUGCACUUGUUGGUUGCUUGGCACUGAUAAGGCGGAAAAGUGGUGGCAAAGUCACUGGCUUUGAUGCAAAAGCUAUUGCCAAGUCUUAUUUACUGAAUUUGCAGGUGCAGUCUUUAGCACAGCAUGACAGGAAGCUUUGCUUUGAACUUCUGGAGUGCCUGCUAGAACAUUAUCCUGUUGAUGUUGCUACAAUGGGAGAGGACCUUAUUUAUGGAAUCUGUGAAGCUAUUGAUGGGGAAAGGGAUCCCCAAUGCCUAAUGCUGACAUUUCACAUUGUGGAGCUCCUGGUGCAACUUUUUACAGAACCCUGUAGUCCAAUUUCAAGUUUUGCUGGUGACCUUUUUGGCAUUUUGGGCUGUUACUUUCCCAUUCAUUUUACACACCCAAAAGCUGAGGAUAUUGAUUUCAAAAGGGAUGAUCUGUCAAGGGCAUUAAUGCUUGCAUUUUCAUCCACUCCUCUUUUUGAGCCAUUUGCCAUGCCAUUGCUUCUGGAGAAACUUUCUUCCUCCCUACCAUCUGCAAAGGUUGAUUCUUUGAAGUAUCUUAGCUACUGCACAUUGAAGUUUGGAGCAGACAGAAUGUCAAAACAUGCACGAGCUCUUUGGUCCUCCCUGAAAGAUGCAAUAUACAUUUCAGGAGAAGAGCCUAUGCAAUCCUCUAAUUCAGAAUCACUAGAGGAUUCAGAUUUUAAGAAGAAUGAAAUAGCAGAAGAAGCUCUAGGACUACUGGAAAAGCUUAUCAUCCAAAAUAAUGAUCUGUUCCUGAGUAUGAUUACUGAUGAUGAAGAGAUAAACCUUAUUUUCAACAACAUUACUAGUUACCAGAGUUACAAUGAAAUUCCGAUGCAAAGCAAGCAGAAACUUCACAUGGUUGGUCGUAUCCUUUAUGUCUCUGCAAAAGCUUCUGUUUCCUCCUGCAACAGGGUAUUUGAAAGUUUCUUGCGCCCCCUGAUGGAGGCUCUGGGGCCUUCCGUUGAAAAGGCAUCUGGGGCCUCCCAUGGCAAUUGUGGAAACUCCAAAAAUAAUUAUGGAUCUCUUUAUCUUUGCAUUCAAAUUCUUGGAGCAUGUAGAGAUUUUAUCACAAGUUCUGAUAAUCUCACAUCACAAUUUCUAUCUGCAAAUGAGACAUGGUGCCGUUUACUUCGGUGCUUUUCUACCUCUUUAACCACGGUCUUUAGUUCUACUUUGGCAACAUGUACUAAUGGACCUGAUCAUAAUGCAGAUAUGUAUCUUGGAGUGAAGGGUUUGCAGAUUCUGGCAACAUUUCCUGGAGGCCAUUUGCUAAUAUCAAAGUCGACAUUCGACAAUAUCUUGAUGACAUUCAUAUCAAUUAUUACUGUGGAUUUCGACAAGACAUUGUUGUGGAAACAGGUGAUGAAGGCACUGGUGUACAUUGGCUCAUUUAUUCACGAACGCAAUGAAGCUGAAAAAUCAGUGAGCUAUAUGGAUAUCAUUGUUGACAAGAUCAUUUUGUUGGCAUUCUCUGCUGAUUUUAGUGUGCCAUGGCCACUCAAACUGACAGCUAUCUCUAGCAUUGGCACAAGUGGGCAGAAAUAUAUGCUGAAAAUUGUUCAAGGGCUGGAGAAAGCUAUUCAUGCCAAUCUAGCUGAGUUUUAUGUCCAAGGAAAUCUAGAAUCAGGAAAGAUCAUAAUUCAGCUUUUGGAAUGUGGCUCUAACGAGUUGCUCCCAUGGAUACAGAAUAAUGAAGGAUUUGAGGAAGUUCUUUUGCAAUUUGUAGUCAACAUAUGGAACCAAAUUGAAAAUUGCAUGGCUUUUAGCAUUGGGGUCCAUGAACAAGAGCCUCUCAAUGCAAUGAUGAAGGUUAUGAAACUUCUUGUUGCAUGCUGUUCAGUGGAAAGUCAAAACAUAAUAAUUUACAAAGCUUAUAGUGUGCUGUCAUCGAGCUCCACUCUACCACUUAAAGAAUCCCUGUCGGAAGUUUCAGUCCUGCUGGAAAGCGAAAUGAGCAGAUUUUCCACUAGAGAUGAAUGGGUUCAUUCUUUAUUUGCAUCGGUGAUUAUAGCGUUGCGUCCUCAAACACACAUUCCAAAUACAAGAACAGUAUUACAUUUAUUCACAACUGCUCUCCUUAAGGGCUAUGUUACUGCAGCUCAAGCAUUAGGUUCUCUAAUUAACAAAAUGGAUCUGAAAACCAAUACAAGUAUUUCAGGUGAUUGUACCUUUGAAGAAGCAAUGGAUAUAAUUUUUAGAACAAAUUUGUUGAGUCUUACCAGUAAUGGUUCUUUUGGGAGAUAUAGUAGAAUAAGCAAUGGGAAUGAGAUGCAUUUCACUAAUUUAAGCCUUGGUGCUGCAAACAGUGGAUUGCUUCAAAUCCAUUUCCUUAAUGGACUAGCAUGGAUUGGGAAAGGUUUGCUUAUGCGAGGUCAUGAAAAGGUCAUAGACAUAGUUAUGGUUUUCCUAGAGUGCUUACUGUCAGAUGAUAAUAUUGGUGAUUCGCCAUUGAACAAUUGCAAGAAAGAGGUGGAUCUCUCUGAGAUGAAAUCUGCAGCUGAUGCAUUUCAAAUUCUCAUGAGUGAUUCUGAACUUUGUCUGAACCGCAAAUUUCAUGCAAUAAUAAAACCUCUUUAUAAGCAACGGUUUUUCUCUAGUGUGAUGCCUAUCCUGCAGUCUUUGAUAACUAAAGCUGAUUCCUCAGUCUCAAGGUCUAUGCUGUAUCGAGCUUUUGCACAUGUCAUGUCUGAGACUCCACUGAUUGUUAUCUUGAAUGAUGCAAAGAAGUUAAUUCCAGUGUUGUUGGAUGGAUUAACCCUGUUAUGCAAGUAUGUUUUGGAUAAAGAUAUCAUGUACAGUCUGUUGUUGGUCUUAUCAGGAACAUUGACAGAUAAAAAGGGUCAAGAGGCUGUCAUAGAGAAUGCCCAUAUUAUCAUUAAAUGCCUAAUUGAACUUGUUGCCUACCCUCAUAUGAUGCUUGUUCGGGAGACAGCAAUUCAAUGUCUUGUUGCCAUGUCAGAGCUGCAUUACACAAGGAUUUACCCUGUGAGAAACCAGGUGUUGCAGGCAAUGUCAAAAGCACUUGAUGAUCGAAAGAGAGCUGUUCGUCAAGAAGCUGUUAGGUGCCGGCAAUCAUGGGCAUCAAUUGCAUGAAGAAGUCUUCAUUUUUGAAGAAUGUGAGCAUUCUUCUCUGGCCAGCUCUGAAUCUGGUGACAUGAUUUUUCUUCACCGUGUCUCCACAGUAAAUAUUUUAUAUUUUAUACGUAUGCAGUAAAGACAGUAGUCUUCUUAGAAAGUCAUCAAUUUUUUUGGUCUUUUGUUUGAUGCACUGAAAGCCAACUUCUCUCUAGUACAAAAUCAAGUAAAGUUGAUAUCUUGGACAACGAAGAUGUUCAUUAAUUG